ACUCCUCUUCCCCAAAUCGCGCACCCGGAAACAAUUGACAGACAGCAAAAUGUCGUACUACUUCACGAUCCUCUCGCCUACCGAUGCCCCACUUUUCAACAUCGCCUUUGGCACCUCGAAAAGCGGCGGCGAUGGCAUCGCCCGCUUCCGAUUUCCGGAUACUGCGCAGUACAUGAACCAGUUCAUUAUCCAUUCGAGUUUGGAUAUUGUUGAGGAGGCGCAGUGGAUGAAUGGAAAUCUGUACCUAAAACACAUCGACACCUACCCCCCAGCCCAAGCCUACAUCUCCGCCUUCCUCACCCCCUCCGGCGCACGCUUCCUCCUCCUCCAUCAACCCCCCCAACUCCCCUCAUCAACAUCCUCCGGAGGAGGAAACACUGGUUCUUCAUCACUACUAGGAUCCUCGUUCUCCGCAUCCGCGCUGGGAGGAGGCAGCUCGGGGCGCGCGUCGAGUAGUUCUAUCGCGGCGAAUCCGACGGCGCCGCAGACGGAGGAGGCUGUGAGGCAGUUUAUGAAUGAGGUUUAUGAGAAUUAUGUCAAGACGGUUAUGAGUCCGUUUUAUCGGGUGGGGUUGGAGAUUAAAAGUCCGGUUUUUAGGGCGAGGGUUACGGCUGCGGGGAGGAAGUGGUUAUAGUUCUUUUGUUUGAGUGGGUUUGGUUGGGUUGUUUUAUUGUGGAUAGCAUGGCGUUUGGGUUGUUUUUGUUAGAUGUGUAUUUAUAUCUGCCGUAGCCAGGUAGUUAUGCGGAUUCAUUGAAUGAUACCCGUGACUUGAAUAGUCUAGAUCAAUGAAUCGCAAAAUAUAUAACUCCGAGGUAUUGUCAACUCGCU
Molecule: messenger RNA, 828 nt
Organism: Aspergillus glaucus CBS 516.65
Lineage: Eukaryota; Fungi; Ascomycota; Eurotiomycetes; Eurotiales; Aspergillaceae
Product: TRAPP subunit TRS20
Exons: 2
Coding region: 50-634 (194 amino acids)
Biological process (GO): endoplasmic reticulum to Golgi vesicle-mediated transport
Cellular component (GO): TRAPP complex; cytoplasm; nucleus
Source: RefSeq, a predicted model, not a curated record